AUGAAGUCGACGGUGGGCUUGCGUCGUGGUGGGUCUGGCGGCCGUGGAGGUGGCGGCUGGGGCGGAGGGCGCGGGGGCGGAGGCGGAGCGGGCAAGGGAGCAGGAGGCGACGGCGGCGGCCCGGGAGGCAAGGGCGGCUUCGGGGCGCGGACGCGCGGCUUUGGUGGUGGCCGGGGCCGGGGGCGCGGUGGCGGCGGAGGAGACGGCCGGGGGGACCGAGGAGGCGGCGGGCAGCUGCGCGGCGUGACCAAGAGCAAGAACCGCCGCAGGAAGAGCGUCUUGACGGUGUCGGUGGAGCCGCACCGGCACGAGGGCGUCUUCAUCUACCGCGGGGCGGAGGACGCGCUGGUCACGCUGAACAUGGUACCGGGCCAGUCGGUGUACGGCGAGCGGCGGGUCACGGUGACCGAGGGUGGCGAGAAGCUGGAAUACCGCACGUGGAACCCCUUCCGCUCCAAGCUGGCCGCGGCCAUCCUGGGCGGGGUCGACCAGAUUCACAUCAAGCCCAAGUCCAAAGUGCUGUACCUGGGUGCCGCCUCGGGGACCACUGUGUCCCACGUCUCCGACAUCAUCGGCCCUGACGGCCUGGUCUACGCGGUCGAGUUCUCCCACCGCGCCGGCCGCGAUCUUGUCAACGUGGCCAAGAAGCGAACCAACAUCAUCCCGGUCCUCGAAGAUGCGCGGCACCCGCUCAAGUACCGCAUGCUUAUCGGCAUGGUGGACGUGAUCUUCGCCGACGUGGCGCAGCCGGACCAGUCCCGCAUCGUGGCUCUGAACGCCCACACCUUCCUGCGCAACGGGGGCCACUUCCUCAUCUCCAUCAAGGCCAAUUGCAUUGACUCCACCGCGUCAGCCGAGGCGGUGUUCGCCUCUGAGGUGAGGAAGUUGCAGCAGGAGAAUUUAAAGCCUCAAGAGCAGCUGACUCUGGAGCCCUACGAAAGGGACCACGCUGUGGUGGUCGGGGUCUAUCGGCCCCUUCCUAAGAGCGGCGGCAAGUAG
Rangifer tarandus platyrhynchus (Svalbard reindeer) is the source of this 999-nucleotide messenger RNA. The record is from the annotation of a GenBank genome assembly. Lineage: Eukaryota; Metazoa; Chordata; Mammalia; Artiodactyla; Cervidae.